AACGCCCUGAUUGUACUGGUUGUUCAAGGCAUUCUGCAAAUCCUUCACCAGAUAAAAUGGGAAAAGGCGAUCCACCUCCUCCAUUUACUUCAGAUAUCCCAGCGCCACCAUAUCCUGGUCCCCCUUUAGACCACAAUGUAGUCCUCAAUAAGCCUGAACCCCAGCCUGUUGCUCAGCAAAAUCCCCAGCCUGUUGCUCAGCAAAAUCCCCAGCCUGUUGCUCAGCAGUACCAGCAACCUGUUACUCAGCAACAUCCCCAGCCUGUUGCUCAACAAAAUCCCCAGCCUGUUCCGCAGCAGUACCAGCAACCUGUUGCGCAGCAGUACCAGCAACCUGUUGCUCAGCAAUAUCCCCAGCCUGUUGCUCAGCAGUACCAGCAACCUGUUGCUCAGCAAUAUAUCCAGCCUGUUGCUCAGCAGUACCAGCAACCUGUUGCUCAGCAAUAUACCCAGCCUGUUGCUCAGCAGUUCCAGCAACCUGUUGCUCAGCAAUAUAUCCAGCCUGUUGCUCAGCAGUACCAGCAACCUGUUGCUCAGCAAUGUCCCCAGCCUGUUGCUCAGCAGUAUCAGCAACCUCUUGCUCAGCAAUAUCUCCAGCCUGUUCCUCAGCAAAAUCCCCAGCCUGUUGUUACACAACAAACUGUAAACGCCCAGCCAGUGACCCAACAGGUGGCUCCACAUGUGAGGCCCACUGAUGCUCCAGGAAGAAUGCAAUGUCGACAUUGCCAGACCACUGUUGUGACGUCAACCGAAUACAAAGUGGGCUUGUGCACCUGGUUAACUUUUGGAGGGCUGUUUAUUUUCGCAAUCUGGCCCUUCUGUUUGAUCCCCUUCUGUGCGCCACCUUGCAAGGAUGUGCAGCAUUCCUGCCCGACAUGCAACAACGUUCUUCACAUCCACAAACGCUGCUAAAGAACAAUGAUGACUCCUGCAUUGAGUGAAAUGUCUGCUGAACCUCUAUUAAGUUGGAUUUUAAAUACGCUUAGUCAGUUUCCCCAAUGUGUUUUAACAAAUCAUUAAAAUGUGACAUAACUUUUGCUGUACUUUGACUGAGGUUGCAUUUUUAAAGGAUUUGAUAUUUUAUCUGAGUAUAAGUAUUGAACGCAAGAUCAGAAUAAUUUGUCUUUACAUUAAAUCUUAAAGUAAAGCUUUGCUCAAUAAUAAAUGGCUUCAAUACUGAUAAUUGUCAACUUUUGUUGAAAUAUUUCUGUCAAACUUGAACAUUAGAAGGAGUAUUAUU
This is a messenger RNA of Fundulus heteroclitus (mummichog), 1239 nucleotides long. RefSeq names its product DNA translocase FtsK-like. The transcript has 5 exons. The record is from RefSeq and is a predicted model, not a curated record. Gene Ontology annotation, molecular function: zinc ion binding. The coding region runs from base 57 to 911 and encodes 284 amino acids. NCBI's taxonomy places the organism in Eukaryota, Metazoa, Chordata, Actinopteri, Cyprinodontiformes, Fundulidae.